Vigna radiata var. radiata (mung bean) is the source of this 1452-nucleotide messenger RNA. RefSeq names its product mitochondrial substrate carrier family protein B. The coding region runs from base 284 to 1279 and encodes 331 amino acids. NCBI's taxonomy places the organism in Eukaryota, Viridiplantae, Streptophyta, Magnoliopsida, Fabales, Fabaceae. The record is from RefSeq and is a predicted model, not a curated record. The transcript has 7 exons. Gene Ontology annotation, biological process: transmembrane transport.
AAAGAAAAAAACAAAUAAAAUAGAAAACCCUAGGUUUUUCCAACUUCCAACAACCACGCACUUCCAAAGCGGAAAGGGUUUUUCCUUAGAGCUUCCAAACUUGCCACUUUCACCAUAAAACCCUCUCUUCUUCAAUUCAACUCAUUCCAUGUUCUUCUCCUUCUCCGACCACCCCAAUCCAUUCUCUUCCGAUGUGACGCCGCACCAAAUCAGAGCACAGCCAGUUGUCAAAGAAGAACAACAAGCCCUGUGAUUCCUGUUGUGAGAAGGAUCGUGGGUGAGAAUGGAAGCGCGCGUGGGAAUGGUGAUGGAAGGGGGACAGAGAACCCUCAACGCCGACGGCGUCACGGCCAAGUUUAUGGUGCAGAACACUCACCAGCUCGGCACGCUGCAUCAGCUUCUCGCCGGCGGCAUCGCCGGCGCGUUUAGCAAAACCUGCACUGCCCCCCUUGCGCGCCUCACUAUCCUCUUUCAGGUGCAAGGUAUGCAUUCUGAGGUGGCAGCUUUGAGAAAUCCUAGUAUACGGUGUGAGGCAUCGCGUAUUAUCAAUGAAGAAGGGUUUAGAGCAUUUUGGAAAGGCAAUAUGGUGACCAUUGCUCAUCGUCUUCCUUAUUCUGCGGUCAAUUUCUAUGCUUAUGAACGCUACAAGAAUCUAUUGCAUUCACUGAUGGGGGAGAAUGUUAGGGGAAAUUCAAGUGCACAUCCCCUUGUGCACUUUUUGGGUGGUGGUUUGGCAGGUAUAACAUCUGCUUCUGCCACAUAUCCUUUGGAUCUUGUGAGGACACGACUUGCUGCACAGAGAAGUACCAUGUACUACCGAGGCAUCUCACAUGCUUUCAGUACCAUCUGUAGAGACGAAGGUUUCUUGGGUUUGUACAAGGGGCUUGGAGCAACAUUGUUGGGUGUUGGGCCAAGUAUAGCUAUUAGUUUUUCUGUUUAUGAGUGGUUACGAUCUGUAUGGCAAUCACAAAGGCCUGAUGAUUCUACUGCUGUGGUUGGUCUUGCCUGUGGCAGUCUGUCUGGAAUUGCAUCAUCAACAGCAACAUUUCCUUUGGAUCUUGUUAGGCGUAGGAUGCAAUUAGAGGGUGCUGGUGGUCGAGCUCGUGUCUAUAACACUGGCUUGUUUGGUGCAUUUGGGCGCAUAAUUCAAACCGAAGGGGUUCGAGGUUUGUACAGAGGAAUUCUUCCUGAGUACUAUAAGGUUGUUCCCAGUGUGGGCAUUGUCUUUAUGACGUAUGAAACACUGAAAAUGCUUUUAUCAGGCAUUUCUAAUUAUUAGCGUACUAAAUUUCCAAAUUUGCACUAUAUAACACUCUUGGGAUUAAGGUAAUUGAAAAGUACAAUUUCAGGGAUUGAUCUCUUAGAAGAUUAAUAUCAUAAUGAAUACUUUCUAGGAAGUUUUGUUGAGGUGAUUUUUUCCUGUUAAUAAUGGCAGCAUUUUUGUUCUGUAUA